UUCUCAUGUAAUGGGGUUGGGCCAUCCCAAGGAUCCCGGAAAGCACGGACGGUGUUAGUGGGGGAACAGGAAGUUCCGGACAGAAGCGCACCAUUCUUCAGUGUAAGGAAAGCGCCAAAACGGUGCAGUCAAGAAGAUAACCUUUGUGUCCGUUUAUAUUUAUUACUACAGGCCGGCUAGAAUUACAUUGAGGCCGGUAACAUCAACAGUGAGGACAAACCCAGCCUGCCUCUCUCCUUCCACACUGAGUCCAAACCUACAGUCACUCGGUCCUGAUUGUGACAGUGGAGCCCAGUUUGCACUGCAGGACCCAGAGAUGGCAUCAGUGAAGCUGGAAGACUGCAGUCAAACACUGGAGCUGAAUGUCAACAUUAAAGAUGAAGAAGAGGAGGAGAAGAUUGGGAAAUCUCUUUCUCAUGGUAUGAGGCCGGUAACAUCAAUAAUGAGGACAAACCCAGCCUGCCUCUCUCCUUCCACACUGAGUCCAAACCUACAGUCACUGGGUCCUGAUAAUGACAGUGGAGGCCAGUUUGCACUGCAGGAUCCAGAGAUGGCAUCAGUGAAGCUGGAAGACUGCAGUCAAACACUGGAGUUGAAUGUCAACAUGAAAGAUGAAGAAGAGGAGGAGAAGAUUGGGAAAUCUGUUAGUCAUGGACGACUAGAAUUAAGUCUGAAGCCGGUAACAUCAACAUUGAGGACAAACCCAGCCUGCCUCUCUCCUUCCACACUGAGUCCAAACCUACAGUCACUGGGUCUUGAUUGUGACAUUGGAGUCCAGUUUGCACUGCAGGAUCCAGAGAUGGCAUCAGUGAAGCUGGAAGACUGCAGUCAAACACUGGAGCUGAAUGUCUACAUUAAAGAUGAAGAAGUGGAGGAGAAGAUUGGGAAAUAUCUUACUCAUGGAGACCAUGUUGAGACAUUCUCUACAUCCAGAGACAAACAGCAGGAAGGUCAUGGAGCUAAGAGGUCUCACCGCUGCCCACAUUGUGAGGAGAUUUUCCCAAUUCUAUCAAAGCUAAAAAUACACCUAAAAAUACACUCAGGAGAGAAUCCGUAUUCCUGUACUGACUGUGGGAAGAGAUUCACAACAUCAAGGGCUCUGACAGUUCACCAGAGACUGCACCCUGGAGAAAAGCCUUACUCCUGCCCUGACUGUGGAAAGAUUUUCUCUCGACUGGGCACCUUAAAAAGACACGAAUAUAUACAUACAGGAGUGAAGCCUUACUCCUGCUCUGACUGUGUAAAAUGCUACACAUCAUCAUCUGAGCUAAAACUUCAUCAGAGAGUGCACACUGGAGAGAAGCCUUACUCCUGCUCUGACUGUGGGAAGAGUUUCUCUCGACAGGGUUUUUUAAAAGUACAUGAACUUAUACAUACAGGAGUGAAGCCUUACUCCUGCUCUGACUGUGGGAAGAUUUUCUCUCGACUGGGCACCUUAAAAAGACACGAAUAUAUACAUACAGGAGUGAAGCCUUACUCCUGCUCUGACUGUGUAAAAUGCUACACAUCAUCAUCUGAGCUAAAACUUCAUCAGAGAGUGCACACUGGAGAGAAGCCUUACUCCUGCUCUGACUGUGGGAAGAGUUUCUCUCGACAGGGUUUUUUAAAAGUACAUGAACUUAUACAUACAGGAGUGAAGCCUUACUCCUGCUCUGACUGUGGGAAGAUUUUCUCUCAACUGGGCCACUUAAAAAGACAUGAACGUAUACAUACAGGAGUGAAGCCUUACUCCUGCUCUGACUGUGUGAAAUGCUUCACAACAUCAACUGAGCUAAAAGUCCAUCAGAGAACACACACAGGAGAGAAGCCUUACUCCUGCUCUGACUGUGUAAAAUGUUUCACAACAUCAACUGAGCUAAAAGUCCAUCAGAGAACACACACAGGCGAGAAGCCUUACUCCUGCUCUGACUGUGGAAAGAGUUUCUCUCAAUCGUGCCACUUAAAAAGACACCAAGGUAAAUUUAAAGGAGAGAAGCCUUACCACUGAUCUGACUGUGGAAAAUGUUUUUAAAACAACAGCUGAGCUUAAAGGUCAUCAGAGAACAGACACAAGAGAGAAGCCUUACUUCUGCUCUUAAUUUGGCAAGAGUAACUCGAGUAAAAGUCUAAAAGUAUUUGGUUGUAAAUAUACCUUAGUAUCAAAAGUAAAAGUGAAUAAUUAAAAAUUCCUUAAAUUAACCUCUACGUGAUGGAUGUCCCUUAACCUGGACGGUUGUUGCUAACGUGCGCCAAUGUGACUAAAAUUAUGUUGUAUACAACAGCCAACUUUCCAGGACAUAGACAUGUUUUUAUAUGGGCAGAAAGCUUAAAUUCUUGUUAAUCUUCUACAGUGUCCAAUUUAACAUUAGCUGUUACAUUGAAAGAAUACCAUGCUAUUGUUUGAGGAGAGUGCACAACAACAUUUAUCAUGGCAACUGGUUUAAUACAUUCACCUCUGAAGGUCAAUAAUGUACUUACAUUCAGUAAUCUUGCUCUGAUUUGUCAUCCUGAGGGUCCCAGAGAUAAAAUGUAGCGUAGUUUCAUUUGCUAAAAUCUAUUUUUAUGUUCAAAUGUAGGAACUGGGUUCUACAUUUUUAACCCCUGCUGUCUCUGGCACCACACCCACCCUGCCCAGCCAUCUAGAUGUGUGAAAGUUUGUGUAUAAACUAAUGGUCCAUCAUGUAUGACAUUCCUGGCAGUGUGUAAACUUAAAUGUUUUAUUUCUAGAGCAUUUUUGUAUGUUCUCUAUAGUUUUGUACUUAAAUGUAUCAAUUGACCAAUUCAGCACAUUUGGGGAAACUCCUGGCAGACUUGAUACAGUGCAGUAAUGUAAUUCUUCACUGGAUCAGUCAGAACCUUUGCACACUGCUGCCAUCUGGUGGCCAAAAUCUAAACCACACCUAGACUCCUAUCUGAAAGUAUGGGCUUUCUCUUGCAUUUCAAAGAUGAAAAAGAAAAACACAGGUUUUAUUGUUUAUAUUAUCUUUUACCAGAUCUAAUGUGUUAUUUUCCAACAUUAAUUUCACAUUUCCACACACUUCAAAUGGUAUCAAGAGUAUGCAUAUCCUUGCUUCAGGUGCUGAGCUACAAGCAGUUAGAUUUGGGUAUGUUGUUUUAGGUGAAAAUGUAAAAGUGUACGAUCCUUAAGACGUUUUUAAGCAAACCAGAUGGCACAAUUGUGUGUUUUAUUUUUUACAUUACGGUAACCAGGGGCACACUCCAACACCAUUUACAAGCAAAGCAUUUGUGUUUAGUCAGUCCACCAGACCAGAGGCAGUAGGGAUGACCAGGGAUGUUAUCUUGAUAAGUGUGUGAAUUGGACCAUUUUCUGUCCUGCUAAUCAUAAAAACAUUUGAGUUCUUUUGAGUGUCAGGGAAAAUGUAUGGAGUUAAAAGUAUUAUUUACUCUAGGAAUUUUGUGAAAUAAAUGUAAAAGUUGUCAAAAAUAUAAAUAGUAAAGUACAGAUACCCCCAAAAAACUACUUAAAUAAUUUUUACUUCAGUACUUUACACCACUGUAUGCAUCCAUGCCGUGUGUCAAGGUGAAGGUGUGGGGUGUGUUUUCAUGGCACAUAUUGGGCCCCUUUUUAAAAGUUGAGUAACGUUUGAAUGCCACAGAAUAUCUAAACAUCAUUGCCAAUCAGGUGCCUCCCUUCAUGGCAGCAGUGUAUCCAUCUGCAAAUGGAUUCUUUUAGCAGGAUUAUGCCUAAUGCCACAAGGUUUGUCCAGGAAUGGUUCCAAGAACAUUACUUCUUUGUCCAUCUGUGGGAGGAGAUGGAAUGAGCUAUUUGGAGUAGAUCCAUUCGCAGCCAACUUGACACAAUUGUAGGAAGCAUUGGAGUCAACAUGGGCCAGCAUCUCUUUAGAACGCACUCAACACCUUGGACAGUCCAUGUCCUGACGAAUUGAGGCUGUUCCUAGGACAAAGGGGGGUGCAACUCACUAUUAGGAAGGUGUUUCAAAUAUGUUGUACUAGGGAUGCACCGAUAUGACAUUUUUGGCCAAUACGCUAUCCAAUAUUUUCCUUGCCAAAAGAACGAUACCAAUAACCGAUAUUUAACAUUUUAGCGGCCUUUUAAGCAUUCUAGUACAGUUAAAUAGUUAACACGGACGCAGUGGUCUGCAAGAGGCGUCACUACAGUCCCUGGUUUGAAUCCAGGCUGUAUCACAUCCAGACAUGAUUGAGAGUCCCAUAGGGCGGCGCACAAUUGGCCCAGUGUCGUCCGGGGUAGGCCGUCCUUGUAAAUAAGAAUUUUGUUCUUAAUUAACUGAUUUGCCUAGUUAAGUAAAGUUUACACACACACAGUCUUGUAUUUGUAACCAAUUUAGGACUCCUCACAAAUACAUACAUUUUGAGGACCAUGCUUUCCAGAUAUCUUAGAAUCACAGAAAUUACACUCAUGAGUUAGAAAACAAAUCUAUUAUGAGGAAAUCACCUAAAGUUGCUGACACCUUGAAAAAAGUUAACUUGUAAUUUUACCAACUACUUGAGACCGUACAUUGCAAAUCAAAUUGUAUUGGUCACAUACACAUGGUUAGCAGAUGUUAAUGCAAGUGUAGCGAAAUGCUUGUGCUUCUAGUUCCGACCGUGCAGUAAUAUCUAACAAGUAAUCUAACAAUUUCACGACAACUACCUUAUACACUCACAAGUGUAAAGGAAUGAAUAAGAAUAUGUACAUAUAAAUAUAAGGAUGAGCGAUGGCCAAACGGCAUAGGCAAGAUGCAGUAGAUGGUAUAGAGUACAGUAUAUACAUAUGAGAUGAGUAAUGCAGGGUAUGUAAACAUGAUAUAAAGUGGCAUUGUUUAAGUGACUAGUGAUACGUUUAUUACAUCAAAUUAUUAAAGUGGCUAGAGAUUGAAUCUGUAUGUUGGCAGCAGCCACUCGGCCAUCGAGAGAAUACCUCUUAUGAAAUCUAUAAAAGCUAUCCAACUGCCUACGUUUUACCUAAUGGAAGCGUAAAAUAAUUAACAAGUUUAAAUUCUUGAUAUUUGACCCAUUCAUUCUAUUUUAUGACUGAAAAUAUUCAUGUUGAAGCCACAAUGAUGCAACUCAACGGCUGAAGUGUAGUUCUUCUGUAAAGUAUUUCAACUGGAACAACCAUUUCACUAAUGGAUUCAAUAUAUCCAAGUAACAGUUUAAUAGUUUAGAAUGUAUUUUUUUUUUCUGUAACAUUCAAAGUCAGCAGGCUUUGUAUUCUUGAGACCUUAGUCACUCCAAAAGUGAACAACCCACCUGGGAAGACUUCCCCCGAACAGAGUGAGAUGGAGGACAUUCAUCAAUUGCCUAUGAGCUUAAGUCAAAUAAGUCCCAUUAAAUCCUCAGAGGUACACCAAGAUACCCAGAAGCAUCUCAUACACUUAUUUUCUCUGAUCUGCAACUAUUCUGUUGUGUACAUAGAACUUUACUGCUCUCCAGUCCCUGUUUACUAGCGUGUGGGGAGAAGCAGCAAUGCAUUUCUGUCUUGUUUUCCAGGCGUUUUUCCCAUUCGGAUAAAAUCUUCAACUGCAUCCACCUCUAUUGUCGACCAAUACCUUUUUGUUUCUUUGGAAAGAGAUGACAUCAUGAAUGACUACAUUAUAUAAAGGUUGAGAACAAUACAGUACUUGAACAUUUCUCUGUAUUUACUCUACAAGGUUGCAGCUGUAUCUGCAGAGAGUGUGUUGAGGUUAAACUAACAAUCCCAUCUAAAUAACUACAUAGAGGAUGUGAGAGAAGAAUGUGCAAUGCUGACAUUAAGGCAGACUCAAUCUGUAUGGAAUCUAAGCCCAACAAAUUGUUUGCAAUGUAAGCCUUAUAAUAAAAGCAAUACUUAUUAAAUGAAGUUCCCUCCCCCAAGAAAAA
This is a messenger RNA of Salmo salar (Atlantic salmon), 5820 nucleotides long. RefSeq lists its product as uncharacterized. The record is from RefSeq and is a predicted model, not a curated record. NCBI's taxonomy places the organism in Eukaryota, Metazoa, Chordata, Actinopteri, Salmoniformes, Salmonidae.